Messenger RNA from Aspergillus fijiensis CBS 313.89, 3582 nucleotides. RefSeq names its product SIR2-domain-containing protein. The transcript is spliced from 10 exons. Gene Ontology annotation, biological process: methylation. The annotation marks the transcript as partial. Gene Ontology annotation, molecular function: nucleic acid binding; NAD+ binding; protein binding. Gene Ontology annotation, cellular component: cytoplasm. The record is from RefSeq and is a predicted model, not a curated record. Lineage: Eukaryota; Fungi; Ascomycota; Eurotiomycetes; Eurotiales; Aspergillaceae.
UGGGAGGAAGAUGCAGAGAACCGUUGCGAGACGCUCAUCACGGAGGCUCUCCUCGUUGAACCCAAUGGACCCGAGGUCCUCCAAACCCUGGCUUCCAUUCGAAUCUCGCAGCUACGGACCGACGACGCCAAAGCAGCACUGAGAAGGAGUCUCGAGAUCUGGAAGGACCUGCCCCCGGAGGACCCUAGCAUUCCAGACUUUGCUACCAGAAUCAGUCUUUCUCGUCUCUUGAUGGAGGUCGCGCUGGAGUUUGAGGCGUUGGAGGUCUUGGAGCGGUUGAUCCUGGAAGAUGAUCAGAGUAUCGAGGCUUGGUAUCUAGGCGGAUGGUGCUUAUAUCUCCUGGCCGGGAAGCAACAAGCCCCUGCGGAUGACGAGGAGGAAGCCGAUACCCCAGAGGCCAAGCGCCUUGCAUCGCUUGUUGCCAGUCGCGAAUGGCUCAAGCAGGGUCUGGCUCUCUAUGAGAUCCAGCAGUACGAGGAUGAGAGGCUCAAGGAGCAUGCGCUCGAACUGGUUCAGGAGAUGAACCAGGAACUGGGCGAGGAGAUAGAGGACGAAGAGGCUGAGGGCCAGGAGGGUGAGGAAGGUUGGGAGGACGAGGAGAUCGAGUACCCGAGCGCGUUUCCCUCCUCCCCCCCGGAGAUAAUCAAAGCCAAUUUUGUCCCGGCCAAGCACCUUCGGGGUGGCAAAACUGAGCUCAAUGUGAGUUGGGGAAAGAAAGGGAUGGACCUGGAAUCAGCGCCCAGCGGGGAAAGCUUGUCGUCGUUACAGACCCCAGUCGCCGCCGUCGCCGUUAAGAUGACUUCCGCGGAUGUAAUCGACAAGCCAGCCACGGCGAACGAGGACCCCACCGCCACUGCCACCAAGGGCGAGAUGUCUCAAGCCGAGUUCGAGACCGACAGUGACGCUUCGGGCGAGGAGUGGGAAACCCAGUCUCUCUACGAGGACGCCAUUGAGGUACUGCGGGACGAGCAACUUCGCGAUGGAGUCCCCGAUGCCUGUACUUUGGAGGAGGCUAUCGCGUACCGAAAGCGCCUCCAUGAAAUCGGCAAGGCUGCGUUCGUCGAAGAGACCAUCGCAAAGGAGACGGUCACUGCGAAGAAGCUGUGCACAGCGUUCGGCAUCCAGCCCCCGGCGUUCCUCGAAGGUGCCCCUGACGAGGCCUACCACCCUCUCCUCGCGAUCGCGAUCUCGCGAGAGUUCUCGAGACGUCCGAAGCUCCCACAGUAUAAUACCAUCGAUGAUGCGGUGAGGUUGCUGAAGGAGUCCAAAAACAUCGUCGUGCUGACCGGCGCUGGCAUAUCCACUAGUCUUGGGAUCCCCGACUUCCGCUCCAAGGAUACCGGGUUAUAUUCACAGCUCGCGCAUCUGGGCCUGAGCGAUCCGCAGGAGGUGUUCGACAUUCAUGUGUUUCGCGAAGACCCCAGCAUCUUCUUCUCGGUUGCCAAGGACAUUCUCCCCACGGAAAAGAAGUUCUCGCCGACGCACGCGUUCAUUCGCCUGCUGCAGGACAAGGGGAAAUUGUUGACCAACUACACCCAGAAUAUCGACAACAUCGAGGCCAAUGCCGGUGUCGCCGCGGAGAAUAUCGUCCAGUGUCACGGCUCGUUCGCCACCGCGACAUGUGUCAAGUGCAAAUAUCAGGUAACCGGUGACGAGAUCUUCGACGAGAUUAAGAAGGGUGCCAUCCCUCAGUGUACCGCGUGCCGUGACCGAAUCGCAGAGGAGACGGGAGCGAAACGCAAGCGCAGCACCACUGGUGUGCACCGAAAUCGCAAGGACGACUGCGGCGACAGCUCGGAUGAUGAAUACGAAAUCCCGUCUCCCGGUGUUAUGAAACCCGACAUCACGUUCUUCGGCGAGGAUCUUCCGGAUGAAUUCGGUCGUCGCCUGCUUCACCACGACCGCGAACGGGUGGAUUUGGUCAUUGUCAUCGGAACGUCUUUGAAAGUAGCGCCUGUCGCAGAGGCACCCGGCGUGUUGCCUCGUCACGUGCCUCAAAUCUACAUCUCUCGCACUGUAAGUCCUACUCCCUUGAAUUGCAAGUCUUUCUUGUCUGUGAUUUUUCUCCGCAGUUGCAGUACUGCAGUCAUUGAAACAGUUCGACCAGACAGCUGUGGCGCGGGGCCCAGCGCAAGCCCUCCGACGAUUACGAUGGAAUACCUGAUCCGCUUCGCCCAGGUCCACGAGUCUUUCCGACAGCCUGAGAUCCAGGCGCUGGCCGACUUGGCCGGCAUUGAUCUCGAGUUCGUCUACUACGAUAAAUAUUCCCCAUUCUGCGUCAUCAGAGUCUCCGAUGAAGCCGCGGCGCGCACGCUCAUCGCCCGCAGCAUCCUAGCGAAGGACAUCUUCGAGCUCUGGGGAUAUGGCACCAACCUGGACGAGGUGCACGCGGAUGUCCGCAGGCGGACGACCGAAGCCCGCUGGGCCGACUUCCAGACGGACUCGUUCCGCUUCACGAUCGACAGCUUCGCGGGCAAACGCAGCAACGACAAGAAGCGCGAGAUCAUCCAGUCGUUCUCCUUCCUCGGCUUCCAGGGUCCCAUCCGCAUGAAGAACCCGGACCAAGACUUUUGGGUUCUGGAGGACUACGGCUGGGAUGUAGCUGCCACUGACGCUGCCGCUGCAACUCCCGAGGGACGCAGCAGCAGCAGCACCCCCAUCUUACGCCCCGUUCCAGAAGGCCAGGAACCCAAGCGGAUCUGGUUCGGCCGCUGGCUGGCCAACAGCAGCCGCGACGUGAUCAACAAGUACGACCUCAAGAAGCGGCGGUACAUCAGCACGACGUCCAUGGACGCGGAGCUGACGCUGAUCACGGCGAACAUGGCCCACGCGGCGCCGGGCAAGCUGUUCUACGACCCCUUCGUCGGCACGGGCAGCUUCCUCGUGGCGAUGGGCCACUUCGGGGCCCUGAACUUUGGGUCGGACAUCGACGGCCGCAGCUUCCGCGGCAAGGAGAUGAUCGAGCGCGGCGGCACCAUGGGCGUGCUCGCCAACUUCCAGCAGUAUGAGAUCGUCGGCCAGUUCCUGGAUGUCUUCUCCUCCGAUCUGACGAAUACGCCGCUGCGCGCGCAGCCGUUCCUCGACGGGAUCGUCUGCGAUCCGCCGUACGGGGUGCGCGAGGGGCUGAGGGUGUUGGGGAGGCGGGAGGGGCUCCGGAACGAGGAGGUGAUUAUCGAUGGGGUGCCGGCUCAUCUUCGACCCGGUUACAUUGCUCCGAAGAAGCCCUACGGCUUCGAGGCCAUGCAGAACGAUAUCCUCAACUUUGCCGCUCGGACUCUCGUUAUCGGUGGGCGCAUGUGCAUGUGGAUGCCUACCGCCAACGACGAGGAUCUCGAGCUAGACACGCCCAUGCACCCGAACCUGGAGGUUCUGAGUGUGUCCGUUCAGCCCUUCUACAACUGGUCCCGUCGACUCAUCACCUACCGCAGACUCCCCGAAGGACAAGUAUCGGAUGUGUCCAAGGGACGCAGCAGACUCGACUCAGAGGGCGUCUAUGCCGAUCAAUUGAAUUCCUUCAGAAAGAAGGUACGUUGCCUUUUAUCACCUCCCCCGGAUUAUCAAUAUAGGAUCCACGUAUAUUGA